UUAACCGCUGGUAUGUCGCCAGGUGCUGCGUUGAUGCCAAGCAAGGCACCUUUGACUCUGACACUGACAGCGACUGGCAUAGCAUGAGCUCGCCACCGGACGUUGACUGCCGCAAGUUCAGUGUCAUCUCCUCAGAGGAUUGGUCACAAGAAUGGCGCAAGUUCAAGAAAAGCUUGAUAUACAUGGACAUAACCCGUUUGCCCAUCUACAUCUUGGAGGAGUUGACCGGUUACCUAGGAGGCAGUGACUUGGCUGCGUGUGCUGCCGUCUGCUAUCUGUGGAGGGAAGCAUUCAAUGACAACAUUUUCUGGCGCAGACUGUGUUACCGAGACAUUGUCAGUUACCUGGAGCAGGUGGACUCCAAUGUAAAACCUCUACUGCAGCUGCCCACACAUGACUGUGACACACUCGAGGAGCUGUGUGAGUGGCGUGUUCGUUUCAUGAGACAGGCUCAUGUUAUACGCAACUGGUACAAUGUGAGAUACAAACUACAGACAAUCUACACUUAUGAUUCUACAAUCAAAUACAGUGGUCAUGUGCUGACUGAUUCUGGGGAUCACUGGCUGAUCAUCAGCACUCGCUCUAAAACACAGGUGUGGGAUAUACAGCGUAUAGGCCGCGGUAGUCAACUAUGGGGAGUCAUUUGUAGCAGGAGUGGGAGAGCUCAUGUUGAGGGCAAGUCACAACCUGUUAGAAGUAUUCUCUCCAGCUGAUCUGCUCGCACCUCAGAACAGUCAACUAUGGGGAGUCAUUUGUAGCAGGAGUGGGAGAGCUCAUGUUGAGGGCAAGUCACAACCUGUUAGAAGUAUUCUCUCCAGCUGAUCU
Macrosteles quadrilineatus (aster leafhopper) is the source of this 825-nucleotide messenger RNA. RefSeq lists its product as uncharacterized. The transcript is spliced from 5 exons. The coding region runs from base 84 to 713 and encodes 209 amino acids. Lineage: Eukaryota; Metazoa; Arthropoda; Insecta; Hemiptera; Cicadellidae. Gene Ontology annotation, molecular function: protein binding. The record is from RefSeq and is a predicted model, not a curated record.